Schistosoma mattheei is the source of this 960-nucleotide messenger RNA. The record is from the annotation of a GenBank genome assembly. NCBI's taxonomy places the organism in Eukaryota, Metazoa, Platyhelminthes, Trematoda, Strigeidida, Schistosomatidae.
AUGACGACAAUGGAGUCCAGAAUUCCUCGUCGGCGUGCAAAUUCUGCAGAACCCAGGACAAAUUAUUUCGUGCGAAAACUUUCCAAAUUGGUUUUAAAUGAAAGCAACCUUCAAAAUACCUCUCGUCUCAAGGAUUUUAAUAUGAACCGCAGAUUGUCUACACAACAGCCGAAGUUUACUAAUCCUUUCGCUCGUCUGGAUUUUCGGAAAAAAAGGAAGAAGACUACUAAAGUCAAAGUUCCACCAUUGGAUUUUCCCCAGUCGUAUACUGAGUUGAUUUUGGAACUUGCCUACACAUCAAACUUAACACGUCAAGUUAUUCGACCAUUUAAUCGUUGUCAUUUAAUAAGUCAAUUAACUGAAUGUGCACGCUUGAUUCGUGGACGUAUUGCAUCUGGUGCUGCAUGUAUCCAGCUCCCUUUACUAGCCGAUUCCAAAAAGGAUGAACAACGUAUGAGUGACAAUCGAAUGAUUAUGGUAAAGAUUAAUCAGUUCAAUGAAGCACAUGCGUUAUUUACUGAUUGGAUUAAUAAGCUUUCAUCGGCUCCAUUUGUAACUAACACAUUUGGUCCAACAGUUGUUCAACCUUGUGAUGAAAAUAGUCCUACAAAUCAACAGAUUCUACUAUCAAAAUCAAAUUAUUCUAUACAGGAUGCUAAUUUACUACAAGAUUUACAAUGUGAUGGUGAAUUGUUAUUCUGUCAACUUCAAUCAUGUGCUUUGGCUGUGUUUGAAUUACUCAAAAAUGUUGGCUACACCACGUUUGUUGAACCAUCAUGUAUGGAAGCUUCACUGUAUAAAAGUUGCUAUGCACAAAAUGAAUCAACCCUUACUCAUUUAAACGAAAAUGGUCAUGAAAUUAAAAACAGUGGUACCGAAAUUCUUAGUCAUUCUAAUUCGUAUAACAACACAUCAAUAAAAGUUCAAGUGUGUUCACUGAUGAAGAUCGUGAACUUCUAG